Messenger RNA from Athene cunicularia (burrowing owl), 2946 nucleotides. It is a transcript of the gene PTGS1, whose product is annotated as prostaglandin-endoperoxide synthase 1. The transcript has 9 exons. Gene Ontology annotation, molecular function: oxidoreductase activity, acting on single donors with incorporation of molecular oxygen, incorporation of two atoms of oxygen; prostaglandin-endoperoxide synthase activity; peroxidase activity. The coding region runs from base 343 to 2067 and encodes 574 amino acids. The record is from RefSeq and is a predicted model, not a curated record. Gene Ontology annotation, cellular component: cytoplasm; neuron projection. Lineage: Eukaryota; Metazoa; Chordata; Aves; Strigiformes; Strigidae. Gene Ontology annotation, biological process: response to oxidative stress; cyclooxygenase pathway.
AAUCCCGGGUGUUUCAGACAAAGCUGAUGUCACAAGGAAGGAGGGACAGUGCUGAAGUGAUGCUCUGGCCCAAAAUACAUCACCAGGGAGGUAAAAGCUGAGCCAUAAUAUCUACUGCAGGCCUGAUACUGCAAUGACCAGGGCAGUGCUCAGCUCCUGCAGCAUGUCGUUGACACCAGACUGUGGGACUGGGCUCACGGAGGUGGCUGGCAUCAAAGCACCUUGUCUCAGGGGAACCCCCGGGGUGCAAACCCCUGAGUCGGACCUGGCUCGGCUGUGUCUUGGGCAGCGUCACCCCAUGAGGAGCCAGGAGCCAGCGGUCACGGUGACGCUGUGGUGGUGAUGUCUCUCUCUCUCCCCACAGUGAAUCCCUGUUGCUAUUUCCCCUGCCAGCACCAAGGGGUGUGUGUGAGGGUCGGCCUGGGAGGAUACGAGUGUGACUGUACGCGCACGGGAUACUUCGGGGCCAACUGCACCUCCCCCGAGCUCUGGACGCGCCUCCACAACCUGCUGAAGCCCAGUCCUGCCUUCUACCACUUCGUCCUGACCCACUUCAAGUGGUUUUGGGACAUCAUCAACAGCACCUUCAUCAGGGACACGCUCAUGAGGCUUGUGCUCACAGUUCGUGCCAAUCUCAUCCCCAGCCCUCCCACCUACAACUCUGACUACGGCUACAUCAGCUGGGAGGCCUACGCCAACGUCAGCUACUACACCCGCGUCCUCCCGCCCGUGCCGGACAACUGCCCGACACCCAUGGGGACCAAAGGUAGGCGGCUGGCCCGGGGGGGCUGGCACUGUGUGGUGCCAGGUGUGGGGCUGAGUUGCUGGAGUAGCACCCUGAGUCCGUUCCCGGCGCAGCAUCAUUGUUUUCCACCCGCCUUGAGGAGGGGGAGCGGGGUGUGCACGGCCUUUUGGAGCCGCCUCGAUGCCAGGCUCUCUCGGCAGGUCGACCUCGGGCACUUGUAUGGGGACAACCUGGAACGGCAGCACCAGCUGCGACUCUUCAGAGACGGGAAGCUGAAAUUCCAGGAGGUGGAUGGAGAGGUGUAUCCCCCCAUGGUCACUGCUGCUCCGGUUCACAUGGUCUACCCGUCUGCCAUCCCCAAAGAGAAGCAGCUGGCGAUGGGGCAGGAGGUGUUUGGGCUGCUGCCGGGGCUCUGCAUGUACGCCACGCUCUGGCUGCGUGAGCACAACCGCGUCUGCGACGUCCUGAAACGGGAGCACCCCACCUGGAGCGACGAGCAGCUCUUCCAGACGGCUCGGCUCAUCCUCAUCGGGGAGACCAUUAAGAUCGUCAUUGAAGACUAUGUCCAGCACCUCAGCGGGUACUACCUGAGCCUCAAGUUCGACCCCGAGCUGCUGUUUGGGACGCAGUUCCAGUACCGGAAUCGCAUCGCGGUGGAGUUCAACCAGCUCUAUCACUGGCACGGGCUGAUGCCCGACUCCUUCAUCAUCCAGGGGGAGGAGUACAGCUACGAGCAGUUCCUCUACAACACCUCCAUGCUGAUGGACUACGGCGUGGAGGCGCUGGUGGAAUCCUUUUCCAAGCAGACUGCAGGCAGGAUCGGUGGGGGACAAACCAUCAACGCUAAUGUCUUGGAAGUGGCCAUUGGGGUCAUCAAGGAAUCCCGGCAGCUGAGGCUACAGCCGUUUAACGAGUAUCGGAAGAGGUUUGGCAUGAAGCCCUACAAGUCCUUUCAGGAGCUAACAGGAGAGGAAGAGAAGGCGGCAGAGCUGGAAGAGCUUUAUGGAGACAUUGAUGCUCUGGAGUUUUAUCCGGGUUUGCUGCUUGAGAAACCCCAACCCAAUGGUAUUUUUGGGGAAAGCAUGGUGGAGAUCGGAGCUCCGUUUUCGCUGAAAGGGCUUCUUGGAAACCCCAUCUGCUCCCCAGAGUACUGGAAACCCAGUACGUUCGGUGGAGCAACCGGCUUUGAGAUAGUUAAGACGGCGUCUCUCGAGAAGCUCGUGUGCCUCAAUGUGAAGAAGUGCCCCUACGUGGCGUUUCGUGUGCCGGAUGCCGCGGAAAACGGCAGCCCUCGAGGUGGUGGAUCAUCUACUGAGCUCUAGCACCAGGACAGCCUGCCCAGGGAGCAGCGGGACACAGAGACCUGCCCACCCCUGUGCCAACAGGAGCAGGACAGACGAUGGUCCCAUCCUGGGCAUCCUGCACACCAGCCCUCAAGGAGAGGCUGGUACCAGCUCUGUGAAAAGCUCAAGUGCCUCAGAGGUGUGGCUGCCACCACUGCCCUCAGCAGACUCAGUUCUUUUGCUAAUGAAUACCUUGCACUAAGCCAGCUUUGGGGUUCCCCAGGGGACGCCCGUCUCCCCGGGAUGCUCAGGAUUCCCCUGUGCUUUGUCACUCUCUGUCCCCGCUGCUUUCCAGCACCAGGCCACCAGCAGCCCCUCUUCUGCAGGGCUUCCCUGCUCGGGCCAGAGGAGCACAGAGCCCAGGGAGCCCUCGCAGUCCGUCCACCCCAGCCUGUCCACAGCCAGGCACAGCCAAGACACGGCCAAGAAGAAGGAACCAAAGCAGCAUUUCUGCAGGAGGAGACGCGGGGAGAAGCAUCAGAUCAGACCUCCCAGUCCUCCUGUGUCUCCCACCCGCUGGGUGGGACCCCGGCACCGCUGCCUGCCAAUGCUGGGCUGCUCGGAGCAGGACGCUACCUCUGUGCAAACACAGCGGUGAAGUCUCUUCUAUCCUACGAUCAUUACACUUCCCUGCAUUAAUAGCUCAGCAAACGGCAUCCCCAAGGCACACAGAGCUUGUUUCUGCCCUCCUCCAGAAACGCACGCAGAUGUCAGCCCUCGCUGACAUGAUGACAUGGUAGCUGGCAGCCACUGUCAGUGGCCUUGAUCCCCAUCAGAUCCCGGUUCACCUCCAGCAAAAUGGACAUUUAAAAUAAUAAAUGAUUUUAAAAACUCCUCUUAUUUCCUCCAGCCAGUUUC